Molecule: messenger RNA, 2670 nt
Organism: Plectropomus leopardus (leopard coralgrouper)
Lineage: Eukaryota; Metazoa; Chordata; Actinopteri; Perciformes; Serranidae
Gene: nherf4b
Product: NHERF family PDZ scaffold protein 4b
Biological process (GO): protein localization to plasma membrane
Cellular component (GO): apical plasma membrane
Molecular function (GO): protein binding; protein-membrane adaptor activity
Source: RefSeq, a predicted model, not a curated record
CAUGCACACUCUCAAAGCAUGCAACUCUUAGGCGGAAGUGUUCUUUUUUUUAUUAUUAUUUUUGGAAAUACAUGUAUUUAAGGAAGUACUGAGCACACGAAUGGAUUAAUAAGAUUUAGUUUUCACUGCAUGAGUAGUGUGAGAGUUUGUAAAAGAUAUUUUUAUACAGUUUAGUUGUUAAUCGUGAUCUCCAAUGACCUCAAUUCAUGAAAAAGUUUUGCCUUUUUAGGAUUCUCAGUUCACCACAGAGGUAUUUCCUCCACAAAUGCAACAUAACAUGGCGAAAUUUACAUUUAAUCCUAAAGAGGGAAUAGACAACCCAGUGAUGGCGAUCACAGACGAUGCAGACUCAGUGUCGACACCCAGCCCACGUCUGUGUGCCCUUAAACGCGAGGAAGGGGAGUCCUAUGGCUUCCAUCUGCGGGUGGAGAGGGGGUGCCAGGGUCACAUAAUCAGAAAUGUGGUGUCAGGAGGGGUGGGGGCGUGCAGUGGCCUUCAAGAUGGAGACAGGCUUCUGGAAGUCAACAACUGCUAUGUUGAUGACAUCCCUCACCCUGAGGUGGCUAGGAUGAUAAAGCUAAGUGGAAACCAGUUGUGUUUACUGGUGUUGGAUGGUGAGAAGUAUGAGCAGGCCGUGUCCCGAGGUCAAGACCUCCGAAGUUUAGUCAGCGCACACAAGGUAGAAGACUGCAAACCACCCAGACUCUGUCACAUCACCAAGAAUCCGACCUCGGGUCUGGGCAUCAACUUCACACCCUUGGAAGGAGGGAAAGGUCGCUUCUCAGUGAGCGUGGUUCCAGGAGGUGCGGCUGAAAAGGCCGGGGUGUGUAAGGGAGAUCACCUGGUGUGGAUGGACGGAGCAUCAGUGUCCAAUCUCACACACUCUGCACUCAGCAGGAUGAUGAAGAAAUGUGGCAAUCACAUCACCAUCCUCGUGAUUGACAGUGAGAGUGAGAAGAGCUACAUGCGACAGAAAAAGCCCAUUCUGCCUGCCAUGGCUGUCCCACAUAACCUGCCCCACAGAACCAGAAAACUCCACCUGGUGGCAGGACCUGACGGCUACGGCUUCCUUCUGCGGCUGGAGAAGUUGCCAUCAGGACGCACAUUUCAUGUUCUGCGUGAGAUGGACAGCGGCAGUCCAGCAGAGAAGGCGGGUAUGAAGGACGGAGAGCUGCUGCUGGAGGUCAACGGGGAGUCAGUGGAGUCACUGACGCAUGAGGAGAUUGUGGACAGAGUGAGACAGAGUGGACAACAGAUGUCCCUCACCACUAUCACUCUGCAGGGGCUGGAGUUUUACACCCAGUUGGGUCUCUCCCCUCUUCUCUUCUGUGAAGAUGCUGCUGAGAGAGAAAAGGAGAGCAGCACGUUAACAUCUGCAGCAAGGUGCUCAACACUAAAAGAACCUGAUGGCUCGUGCAAGCCCAGACACUGCUCUCUCCAAAAAGGCCCUUUGGGGUUUGGCUUUAACCUGGGCUGCGUCCCAAAGUAUCCUGGGACCUUCAUCAGCCAGGUGGCUUUUGGGGGCUCUGGUCAGAGUGCAGGAUUACUUGUGGGUGAUGUGGUGAUGGAAGUCAAUGGACAAAAUGUGGAGGAGAAGUAUCUGGAGGAUGUGAUUAUGCUUGUGAAGGAGGGAGGACAUUUUCUUUCUUUGGUAGUCAUGGAUAAGACUGGCUACAACAAGAUGAAGCAGUGUGACACACCUACUAAUGAUAUCACUAACAAUGAGCAGGAGGAAGAUAACUAUGAGAUAUCAUCUUUGUGAGUGACAAAGAUGCCCUCAUAAUUCUGAAGAUUGUACCCCAUCCGAUGUGUCCAAACUGAGCUGAACAAGAAAAUACUUACCUGUUAUCAUCAUUUUAUUGGACAAUAUUGCCUUAAUUUAAUCCCAGGGUUUCACAAAUGAAUCCAAAACAUGAAACAGGUAAAUAAGCUUAUAAUGAAGUUAAGUUAUGCAAAACACAAACAAAUGUGGUGAUGUGUAUUUGAGUAUGAUAUAAAAAUGUCCUUCAGUACUGUAUUAUUUACAUCCAAUGAUGGACGUUUAGCCAACAAUCGACACAACAUGGUCUCAAUCAGCUAAAAUACAGAAAAAAUACUCCACUUCUUAAAGGACUACUAUUAUAUUAUAUUAUUAUAAAUGAAACCACGUUUGAAAACACAUUUUAGAAUCUAGAAAGUUACCAUUUAAAAGAAAAUUAUCAGCAAUAAUGUGAAGUACUGGUGAUGAAUGGGGAAAAAAACUGGUAUUAUCAUAUUUUAUUUAAAAGUGUUAAUUGUAUCGUUGUAGGAGAGUGCAGAGGGUUAUGUGUAUGUGUUUUAUGUGUGCAUGUUUAUUGAGAAUUUUCCUGACAAAGAAUCUAAUGGCACAGAAAAAAAUCUUUGUUAUGUGUGCAAUGUUUUCUUUUACUUGUAAAACGUAUGUUUCUGGAUUUUCACCAAACAAUAACAUGUUGAACUCCAAAAAUGACAUUGGCUUACACAAACAGAUAAAAGGCCCAUAUGGAAAUGACUGAAAGCAUGUAAAGAUGUUGUGACUGUCGAUUAAAUUCAAACAUUCUAACAAACACGUGCAAAGGUGAAAAUUGUUGAGUGAAUGUCCAAAAACAUAAAGUAUCUUUGGUUGGUGUUAUUGCAGAAUGAUGAUGCAGACAGAAAUAGAUUACCUUGAUG